Labrus bergylta (ballan wrasse) is the source of this 2724-nucleotide messenger RNA. RefSeq names its product intraflagellar transport 70 (gene ift70). The record is from RefSeq and is a predicted model, not a curated record. Lineage: Eukaryota; Metazoa; Chordata; Actinopteri; Labriformes; Labridae. Gene Ontology annotation, cellular component: intraciliary transport particle B; axonemal microtubule. Gene Ontology annotation, molecular function: intraciliary transport particle B binding; protein binding. Gene Ontology annotation, biological process: intraciliary transport.
UCCUAUGCGCUCCGUCCGUGCACCAAACAGAAGCUAGCUGGAUGCUCUAUUUAUGAGUUAGUAAAGCACACAGCAUCUCGAGUGUUUUUCUUUACCGUCAGAAUCACUCGUUUUGAAACCAUGACAGCUAUAAAAGACGGAGAAUACACCGCUACAAUCUACAAACUGAUUAAAGAUGGACAGUAUGUGGAAGCGAUUCACAUCCUAAACGGCCAGCUUCAGAAACACACAAAGUCCAGGGCAGCGUUAUCUCUGCUGGGCUUCUGCUACUAUCACAUCCAGGAUUUCAUCAACUCUGCAGAGUGUUACGAGCAGCUCACCCAGCUGCACCCGGAGGUGGAGGAGUAUAAGGUGUACUUUGCUCAGUCACUGUACAAAGCCGGUGCAUAUCCUGAAGCCACCAAAGCCUCCUUCGUGCUGGAUAACCCCAACAGCCAAUCCAAGAUGAUCAAGCUGCAAGCAUGUAUCAAAUACUGUGAGGAAGAUUACUCUGCUGCCAAGUCACUACUGGAGCAGCUCCCUCAGGAGGACCCCGACUACAUCCACAAUAUGGGCUGUUUGCUCUACCAGGACGGCAAGCAUGAAGAGGCCUGCAAGAAGUUCACGUCAGCCAUGCAAAUGCUGGGAUAUGUACCAGCGUUGUCGUACAACAUCGCCUUGUGUUACUACAACCUGAAGAAUUACGCUCAGGCCUUGAAAUACAUCGGAGAGAUCAUAGAACGAGGCAUCAGGGAGCAUCCAGAGCUGAGCGUGGGGAUGACGACUGAGGGCAUCGACGUCCACAGCGUGGGGAACACUCUGGUACUUCAUCAAACCGCCCUGAUCGAAGCCUUCAACCUCAAAGCUGCCAUUGAGUACCAGCUAAAGAACGUGAAAGGAGCUCAGGAAGCUUUGACAGAUAUGCCCCCCAGAUCAGAGGAGGAGCUUGACCCAGUUACCCUCCACAACCAGGCUCUGGUGAACAUGGACACAAAGCCGUCUGAGGGGUUUGAGAAGCUUGCCUUCCUCCUGCAGCAGCCCUCCUUCCCUCCUGUCACCUUUGGGAACCUGCUGCUGCUCUACUGCAAACACGAGUACUUUGACCUAGCGGCUGAUGUCCUGGCAGAGAACGCUCAUCUCACCUACAAGUUCCUCUCCCCGUACAUGUACGAGUUUCUUGAUGCCUUGUUGACCUGCCAGACGGCUCCAGAGGAGGCCUUCAGGAAGUUUGAUGAGAUGAACGGCAAACUGACAGAGCAGUUACGGAAACUGGCCAAGCAGGUGCAGGAGGCUCGGCUGGCUCGAGACGAUGAAGUGCAGAAAAAGGCUGUGCAGGACUACGACCUGAUGCAGGAGAAGUACAUCGUGGUCCUCAUGGCUCAGGCGAAGAUCUACUGGAACCGGGAGAACUUCCAGAUGGUGGAGAAGCUUUUCCGCAAGUCCGUGGAGGUGUGCAACGAGGACGACACCUGGAAGCUGAACGUCGCCCACGUGCUCUUCAUGCAGAACAAGUACAAGGAGGCCAUCGGCUUCUACGAGCCCAUCGUCAAGAAACACUACGAUAACAUCCUGAAUGUGAGCGCUGUGGUCCUGGCCAACCUGUGCGUGUCCUACAUCAUGACGAGCCAGAAUGAAGAGGCCGAGGAGCUGAUGAGAAAGAUUGAAAAAGAGGAGGAGCAGAUCUCCUACGAUGACCCUGAAAAGAAGGUCUUCCAUCUCUGCAUCGUCAACCUGGUGAUCGGGACGCUGUACUGCGCGAAGGGGAACUACGACUUUGGCAUCUCUCGUGUCAUCAAAAGCCUCGAGCCCUACAACAAGAAGUUGGGAACAGACACAUGGUUCUACGCCAAGCGCUGUUUCCUGUCUCUGCUGGAGAACAUGUCCAAACACAUGGUCAUGCUGAGGGAUGCCGUGGUACAGGAGUGUAUUCAGUUCCUGGAGCACUGCGAGGCGUACGGUAAGGAGGUGCCUGCCAUCAUCGAGCAGCCGCUGGAGGAGGUCCACAUUCACAUCGGCAAGAACACCGUCACCUACGAGGCUCGACUGCUGAAGGCUCUGUUCUAUGAGGUCAUCGGCUGGAACAAGUGACAUCAUCACACAGGUGUUGCAUAUCCUCAUCGACCAGAUAUGAGACGUCACCGACCGCGGCCUAGGAUGUGUGGUUGACUUUGUCUUUGAUUGAAGGAUUGUGGACUGGACAUACACACACACACACACACACACACACACACACACACACACACACACACACACACACACGCUCUGAUGUAUUUUGAGUAAAGCCUGCUGUGCAAGCUUUAAAUUCCUGGGAAUCAAAACGGCUUCCAGUUCCUGACUUCAUUUGGGCAGAUUUUGGACUCCCUCCUCACACACGUCCCAGGGGAGGCUUUUAUUUUGAAGUUGAGCUGGCGGGGUUUGGCCGAGUGAUCGCUCAAACAGAUCUUAUGUAAUCACUCUAAUGUAUGACUCAUUUAAAGGCCGUCUGCUUAAACCAAAGCUCUCCUUCACAAACGACAGGAUCUCCAUUUAUUGUUAUAAAGACUAAAUGUCAUUGAAGACAAAAAAGGUUUAACAAAUACUUUGUUUUGUUGGUUGUUUUAUUCUGCUGACAUAAAAUACAUGAUGAUAUUUUAUAUGUCCGACUAUUUACAUGCUUACAAAGUUCAUGCGUAUAUCCUCUCCGUAGAUAAAAUGUUUGUGGAAAGCAAUAAUUUAAAUAAAAUGAAAUGUUAUUUUUGGAUGUUA